This is a messenger RNA of Phycodurus eques (leafy seadragon), 6614 nucleotides long. It is a transcript of the gene mecp2, whose product is annotated as methyl CpG binding protein 2. Gene Ontology annotation, molecular function: methyl-CpG binding; chromatin binding; double-stranded methylated DNA binding. Lineage: Eukaryota; Metazoa; Chordata; Actinopteri; Syngnathiformes; Syngnathidae. Bases 96 to 2666 code for a protein of 856 amino acids. Gene Ontology annotation, biological process: negative regulation of transcription by RNA polymerase II. The record is from RefSeq and is a predicted model, not a curated record. Gene Ontology annotation, cellular component: nucleus; heterochromatin. The transcript has 6 exons.
GGAAAAGGAGUUAGAGGGGGCGGGGUGCAUCAGAGAUGUUUGGAGGCUUUUUUUUUUUUUUUUUUUUAAUAUAAAAUUAUUUAUUUAAAUAAAAAAUGGCUGCCGUGGAGAGCGAGGAGGAGAGAAUAGAGGAGUCGACUGAGGGCCAGGAGGAGAAAGAACGACCCCACACGAAGACAAAGAAGGCUCGCAAGGAACAGCGCCAUGUUGAACAGGUGGCCGUCUCUCAAGUGCCCUUGCCCCCGUCAGGUCUGGAGCCACAGACGUCGCCAUCAGAGCCUGUGGCAGGGCCAUCGCAAGUGGUGCCUGGUAGCGAGUCUGCAGGUUCUCCCAGGCAGCGGCGCUCCGUUAUCAGAGAUCGCGGACCGCUGUAUAACGACCCCUCGCUGCCUGUAGGCUGGACCCGCAAGCUCAAGCAGAGGAAGUCUGGACGCUCCGCAGGGAAGUUUGACGUCUACCUGAUCAACUCGGACGGAAAGGCCUUCCGGUCAAAGGUGGAGCUCAUCGCUUACUUCCAGAAGGUCGGUGACACCACGACUGACCCCAACGAUUUUGACUUCACCGUGACUGGACGUGGCAGCCCCUCUCGUCGUGAGAAGAAACCUCCCAAGACACCAAAAGUGGUCAAACCGUCUGGUAGAGGCCGUGGAAGGCCCAAAGGCAGUGGAAAGAUGCGUCAGGCUACAGAGGGUGUGGCCAUGAAGCGCGUGGUUGAGAAAUCUCCUGGGAAACUGUUGGUCAAGAUGCCACGCAGCAAGGUGGAGUCCACCAGCGAGACCACACCCACCACUUCAAAGGUGUCAUCUCCUGCCCUGCCGUCAAUCAAGUCCCGUCCAGGCAGGAAGAGGAAAUCAGAACAGGCUCUUCCUGCCCCUUUGAAGACCACACCCAAAAAACGUGGCAGGAAACCAGCCUCAGCUUCAGCAGCAGCCACAGCUGCAACGGCAUCUUCCUUGUCAGCAUCAACCUCCAGUAUGUCAGUAGCAGGGGGCUACGCCGCCGCCGCCAUCAUGGCCGCUGAGGCCAAGCGCAGAGCCACCAAGGAGUCUUCCAGCAAACCUGGCGUCCAGGAAACAGCCCUACCAAUCAAAAAACGCAAAACAAGAGAGACAAUUGAGGAGAGAGAGACUGUUCCGACUCCAGGAUCUAGCACCACAGAGCCUGGUAAAAUGGCACCCUCCGAGGGGGAGGCUGGUCCAAAGGAGCCAACAGAAACUUCCCAGGUUCACCUUGCCUCUUUGGAGGGGAGCCAGUACCAAUCUCAGAGGCAGUUUUUUGCUUCCCAAGAAAGUCACUCACAUGGACAUAAGACACACAAAGGAAGGAAGCACAAGGAGAAGAGUGGAGCAGCAGGAAGUCAAGAGGAGGAAGUGACUGAAGAUGUUGAAGAAAAGGCAGGAAGAGGAGGAAGGAGUCGAAGCAGUAACACAAGUCCUUCCAAAAGCCAUAAAAGGAAGGAGCGAUCCCCACACAAACACCAUCAUCAUCAUCACCACCAUCAUCGCCAUCAUCAUCGCCACCAUCAAAGCUCUCUUUUGGAUCAUCCUCACUCAGCAUCUGGACACUCCAGUGAGUCCAAACUUAAAACAGAGCUAUACACUGAAUCCCAGUCCGCUGUCCCCAAACCACCACCCCUGUCACACUCCUCGCCUCAACCCUGUCCCCUGCAGGCCCUCCAGACCCCAUAUCAAGGUCAGAGCAAAGCCCCGUCUCAACUUACAAUUACUCAGUCUUCUCCCAUCAGACAUCCACCCCCUCAGCCAAGCCCUUUAAAAACACCACCCUCAGUCCAACACAAAACUCGGCUUACAGUUCAGCAUGCUCCACCUCUGUCACACCUGCAGGUCUCGCAGGUUCAACAGCCCCAGACAAGCAAUCUUCAUGAGCAAACCCAGUCCCCAGUAACACUCCAACCUCAAACUCAAACCAGACCCCCCUUUCAGACUCAACCACGUCCUCAAUCCCAAGCUCUGACCAGGACCCACCACGCAGCUGAGCCGCAAAUACAGCCCUGCACCACGGCCCAACCCCAUCUACAACACCAGCCCAGGACCCCUGCCCAAACCCAGUUCUUGUACAGUCCCCCCACACAGACUCAGUUUAGAUCACAGCCCCCUAUCCAGAUAAGCCCUCCUUUGGAACACCAGCUUCACAUUCAAAGCAGACCACAACCCCCGCAGGCCCGAGCACCACUACAUUUUCAACAAAUUCUACCACAGCCGCCCAGGCCCCACCCGCAACAACCCCCACUACAACAACUAUCUCUCCGCAUGGCCAGUAGACCCAACCUGGCCUCAGCUCAACAGAGCGAGCAGCCUCAAGACCUCAGCACCACACCCACCACUCGCAGCGUGGAGGGGAGGCCCAGAACCGAAGUACAAGUUGAAGCAGGACUUGUUUCAGAAAGCAAAGACACAAUUGGGGGUUCAAACAGCACCGCGAAGCCUCCCAGCUCAAUGCGAGCCGAUCCUCCCGGAAGAGCAGGGACGGAAGAUUGUGUCGGUCUCGUGUCUGGGGUGGAAGGCCGAGCUCGGCUACGAGUGGAUUCAGAGGUGGGGGGGGAGGGCAGGGAGCUCAGAGACAUGGUCCCCCCAUCUGCAGUUCCCUGUCCCAGCCGAGAGGAAACGGUCGAGUCUCGGACUGCUGUCAGCGAAAGGGUCAGCUGAUCAGUGGGCGCGGUGAGGAAGUGGAUUGCUCCAUUAUUGUGGACUGAGGUGGUACCAGUGAGGGCUCUUCCUCCAUCUUUGUGCACUGUUGCUCCACGGAAUAACGUUUCUCUUUUUGUCAACGAUCUGAGCGCCGAGCUAGCACUGACAAUGACUGAGGAGAAGGACAGAUGGUGUCAUUUUUUUAGGGAAAAAAAGGAAAAUAUAGAUUUAAAGUGUAUAUGUGCGUGUGUGUGUGUGUGUGUGUGUGUGUGUACAUCAUCAAAAGGCAGCUGUUGCGUCCCGCUCAUUCGGGUGGGGUAAGGGGGAGCAGUUUGGAACUAAUAACAAACGGCUAAGGACAGAUUAUCUCCAACAAAAUGUCGCUUCCGGGAUAUAAAAUGUUUAUUUUAUUUUGUAUUUUAAUAGUUUGUUUCAUCUCUACAGCUUUAAGGUUUGUAAUUAACUCACACUCCCAAGCAUGUGACUGUGCUGCUGACUGACACUCCUUUUAGUUAAGUCACAUAUUCAAAAACUCCCAAUUUACUUGACUUCUCUCCUCUUCCAGUGCCCCAGACGAGUAGCCAACAGUUCUACACUUAGUCCAAACACUUGAAUUUCUUGAAUGCGCUGACGAGUACCGGAAUCUUUCGGACUGACAUUCAAACAGACUCUCAUGUUCGAUUAGACAUGAGUCGUUCUUCCAUCUUGGUUGUGUUUCCAGAGGAAGUAUGUAUUCUGUCAAAGCAAAAUCUCUUCACCUUGAUUCUGGUCCCAAUGGGAAAGCAAGCUAAUGAUUACUAUUGGAGUCAUCUUUGUCUUGAGUGUUCUGGAACAUUCGCUGGAAGGUUCGGAAGUAGAGGUCCAUCAUACCGUUUUGCCACAGGAGCUAAACGCCUGUUAUGGGAAGUUGUGAAUUCUACAACUUAACCAUUCUGAACACGGUUGGAUGAUUGAAGCGGGAUAUCUACUGAUUACUUAAUGUGCACACAUCACAGUGUUUGCUUGUAGAUCUGGGGGUGGGGGGCGGUUAGCCAGAACUUUCACUCACAGACCCUUCCGACAGUAAAAGUGGCUACAGGUGUUUCUGUGAUGUUUUGUCUUCCUAAUGUCUUGCGAUGAUAAACUAGUAACAGCGCUAAGAGCUUUUCCCAUAUUUUUUCACUCACACUCUCGUCUUUGUAUCCUGUUAGGAUAUAUUAGAUGUUUUGUCAUUGGUCAGACCACAGGAGACAGUUUUAUUUGAAACACAUUAAGUACAUGACGUCUCUUGCCCCAAAGAUCGCCUCGUUCAACAGGAAGAGUGGCCCUAACGAGCUGUUUUGCCGCAAGAUGAGUGAACGACUCACUGCUAUGCAGGAUGGUUGUUUCACAAACCACACUGGGCAGCAACAACCAACGCCCAAUUGUUGACAACACCAGGGAACUCACAGACCGAGGCGUAAAUAGAGGGACUCCACACCGGAAAUUUAAAACUGAAGAAGCCUUUUGGAUUAAACGUCUUCAACAAACAAGAACAGUCCAGUUUCCUUGAUACAUUUGCAGUUUGGAGAACAUACAGUACAGAACAGUACAGUACUCGGAAAAAAUGGUUUGUCUUUCUUAAAUUUUUACAAAUUUACAAGAGUUUUAGUCUAAGUGCUAGUCCACUUCUGAAUUGGAAUGGUUGAGAAACUCUAGAUGUCUGACAGUAUACAGUGCCAUGAAAGUAUAUAUAGAAAUAUUGGCCUCCUUCUCAAAUUCUUAUAUUUUGCAUCGUUUCACCACUUUAAUGUUUAAGAUCAUCAAACAAAUGUACAUAUCAGACAAAUAUAACUGAGGUGAACUUAAAAUGUUUUUAAAUUAUUUCAUUUAUUAAGCAAAAAAAAUUAUAAUAAUUCAAAGUCACCCGCCUCUGUGUGAAAAAGUAAUUGCCCCUCCUCACUCCCUUGUUAAAUAAUGAAUUGUGGCUAAUCACAAUUUUGGUUAAUUUACGCUGAUCACACCCAAGCCUGAUUACCUCCAGACCUGUUCAAUCAAGAAAUCACUUAAACAGAAUCUGUCCCAACAAAAUCAAGUUGGACAAAAGAUCUAAAAAAGCUACAACAAAAUGGCAGGAGCCAAAGAAAUUCCAGAAGAGUCAAUAAAAAAAAGUAAUUGACAUCUAUCAGUCUGGAAAUUGUUACAAAAGCCAUUUCUAAAGCUUAUGGAUUCCAGCUGACCAUAGGAAGAGCCAGUAUCCUCACAUGGAGGAAACAUAGAACAGUGGUGAACCUUCCCAGGAGUGACCGGCCUGCAAAGAUUACCCCAAGAGAACAGCAAUGACUCAUCCAGGAGGCCACAAUGGAACUCAGGACAACUUCUAAAAAACUGCAGGCCUCCCUUGCCUCAGUUAAGGUCAGAGUUCAUGACACAACAAUAAGGAAGAGACUGGGCAAAAAUGGCAUCCAUGGCACUGUUCCAAGGUGAAAACCCAUUGCUGACGAAAAAGAACAAAGGCUCGUCUUAUUUUUGGAAAAACAAAAAAUAACCUGAAUAAUUACCAAGACUUUUGGGAGAAUGUUACAUGGAGUGACAAAAUGAAAGUUGAGGUUUUUGGAAGGUGUGUAUCUUGUUACAUCUGGCGUAAAUGUAGCACAGCAUUUCAGAAAAAGAACAUCAUACCUACAGUCAAACAUGGUGGUGGUAGUGUGAUGGUCUUGGGCUGCCAUGCUCCUUCAGGACCUGGACAACUUGCUGUGAUUGAUGGAACCGUGAAUUCUGCUCUUUGACAGAAAAUUCAGAAGGAGAAUGUUCAGCCAUCAGUUAAUGGCCUCAAGAUGAAAGCGCACUUGGGUUCUGCAGCAGGAUAACGAUCCAAAACACACCAGCAAAUCAACUUCUGAAUGGCCCCCCAAAAAAAUAAUAAUAAUAUUACAAAUGGUUUUGGAGUUUUGGAGUGGCCAAGUCAAAGUCCAGACUUGAAUUCAAACAAUCCUGCAAGGAAGAGUGGGCCAAACUAGCUCCACAGAGAUGUGAUAGACUCAUUGCCAGUAUGAGAACAUGCUUGAUUUCAGUUGUUGCAGUUGAGGAUGGCCCAACCAGUUAUUAGAUUUAGGGGGCCUUUACCUUUUCACACAGGGCCAGGUAACUUUGAAUAGUUUUUUUUUUUCCUUAAUAAAUGAAAUUACCAUUUAAAAACAGCAUUUUAAGUUCAUUUGGGUUAUAUUUCUCUGAUAUUUACAUUUGUUUGAUGAUCUUAAAGUGGGGAAACUAAUGUAUGCAAAAAAUAUAAGAAUUUGAAAACGGGGCUAAUACUGUUUCACAGGACUGUACAUUGUUGUGGUCUGUCGCCAUGCAUGUAAUGGACUGACGUGACACUUGACGUUAGGCAUGUGAUGAAGCCUUCGACCUGACAAGUAAAUGUCGGGUCUUUUAUCAGUGGCCAGUCUCAGAUUUUCCCCAAUUUGUUGAUGGUACCGCAAGUGAAAGAAAUUGCAUCAGCUGCUCAUGAAUGAUGUCAAACAAGUCAAACAUCCAAACAUGUUCUCAACCUCACAAUUGGAAUGCAGUAUUUGUACAUUUCCCUUUUGGCGUUCUGAUCUCCUGACAGCUAGGAGGUGGCGACGUAGGAAAAGUGCACUUCGCUGGAGAAUCUUCUCGCUGGAUUGCAGGUCACCUGACGUUGACCCAAGCUCACCUCUGCGUUUGCGGCAUUUGGUUUCCGCAAGCCCCUUAGCUGGCCGAUGUCAGACCGAACAGGACCACAGUAAGCAGCCGCCAUAUUGCAUGUUCCAGAGUCUAGUGCCUAUAACCUCGCGCGUCUUGCCGGAAGCCACCAUGUCAGCCAGCAGCCAUGUUGUUCCUAGACUUAGUAGUGAUGUGUGGUGACCUCAUAGCUGCUGAAUAAUAAUACUCUGCUUACAACUUAAUACACUGUCACUGUAGACUCACUAGUUUUUACUGGGUUCUUAGUUUUUUUUCUUAUUAAAAGAGUUUGUUGUCCCCCUA